GCUCAUCUUCUCUUUCUUUGAGCCACUAUAAAUCCUUCCCUCAACGGUUCAAUUCACUUACACAAAUUACUUCAUUUCUCUCUUCUCAAGCCAACAAAAACAGCCCACCCAACUCCAAAGAUUAAAAUCUAAAACCCGAAGAAAUUAAGGAAGAAACAGAUCAAGAACAAUGAAGACAGGAUUGGUGGUUGACAGUGGUUAUAUUUACCAAGAAGAGAAGCAUCUCACUGUGCUUAAAACCUCUCUGUUCUUUGCUAAUGAUGGCUUCACUGUGUAUGAUUGCAAAGGUGAGUUAGUAUUCCGAGUCGACUCUUAUGGCGGUCCUGAUAAUCGUGACAAUACUGAAGUUGUUCUUAUGGACGCUCAUGGUCGCUGUCUUCUCACUGUCAGAAAAAAGAGGCCGAGUCUACACCACAGGUGGGAAGGUUAUAUAGGAGAAAGAUUGGAGGGACAGAAACCCAUCUUCAACGUGAGAAGAUCAUCAAUAAUCGGACGGUGCAGCGUGGCGGUGGAAGUGUACGGGAAUCCAGGGGAAGAGUACCAAAUAGAAGGAUCAUAUGCAAAUAGAUCUUGCACAAUUACCAAUGCAAUUAAAGAAUCAAUGGCUGAGAUCAGACGCAAAGUAGAUGCUUCUACAAACGUUGUGCUUGGUAAGGACGUUUUCACCCUUUGCUUAAAGCCAGGGUUUGAUGGUGCUUUUGCCAUGGGAUUAGUUCUCAUUCUUGAUCAGAUCAACGGUGCGGAUGAUGCUGAAGAACAGACUCAGGUGUACCCCGCCGCAGAGGAAUAACGGGGGGGUGGUGCGUGAUGAGUGGCGGCGAUUUACUUGACAUUUGGGUUCAUGAUAAAGAAUUUUUUUAAAUUUGACUUUUUUUUAUGAGUUUGGGUGGGUCAUGUAAGUGUUAUCUUUGGGGGAAAGUAGAAGAGUUGUUAUCUUCUUGUCUCUAAAAAUCCUUUGAUGUAAUUAUUAUGAAAUGAUGACAAUAAUUUCUCAACA
Molecule: messenger RNA, 997 nt
Organism: Mercurialis annua (annual mercury)
Lineage: Eukaryota; Viridiplantae; Streptophyta; Magnoliopsida; Malpighiales; Euphorbiaceae
Product: protein LURP-one-related 5-like
Exons: 2
Coding region: 170-790 (206 amino acids)
Source: RefSeq, a predicted model, not a curated record